CCCUUGUGUUUACCGAUUCAGAGAGAAUGAGAGAGGUUUCGAGGGCACAUUCAUGGUUGCUGCUAAGAUUUCUUACACAAAGGUCAGUUCUUUCAAUUGGUCUUUCUCUAAAUCAGUAGCUUUUCCUUCAAAUGUUUCGGUUGAUAUCAAGAAUUGUUGAUCUCCAUACUAGGGCCUCCUCCAGUAUUAGAAUUUCAUCCCAUUUUGUUCAAUACACUCCAUUUUCGUCAUCAUCAUCAAGAACCCUAAAAUCCAAAUCGAACGAUGCGGAUAAGCACUCAUUUGCAGUUUCUUAUCUCAUAGAUAAAUUCGGGUUCUCACCAGAAAAAGCUGUCUCGGCUUCCAAGUAUUUGAAUUUCAAGACCCCUGAUAAACCCGACUCCGUGUUGUCGUUCUUGAAAGAUCAUGGCUUUACAGACAGGCAGAUCUUGAAUGUUGUCAAAAAGCUACCUAGUCUUCUCGUAAGUGAUCCCAAAAGGACCCUUUUGCCCAAGAUUGAGUUUUCCCGGUCUUUGGGUUUCUCACAGGACACUCUAACUACUAUACUAAGUGCAAGUCCCACUCUUUUUAAGAGCAGUGUGGAAAAAUGUCUUGUGCCAUCCUUGAAUUUGCUUAGGACUAUGAUUCCCGAAGAACGAGCGUUGAUGACUUCCUUAAAGAGCUGUAUACGCCUCCUUUCUCACGAUCUCAAGCGUAAUUGGGAACCUAAUAUUCAGCUCUUAAGAGAGACUGGAGUUCCGGAGUCGAAUAUAGUUUACUUGUUGAAAUACCAGCCUAGGGCAUUCCUUUAUGACAGAGAUAAGUUUAGGAAGCUUGUGGAGAAAGUGAAGGAAUUAGAGGUUGACACGAAACAAGUAAGCUUUGUUAUUGUACUUAAGGCGAUGAGGAUGGGCAGAUUGACUUGGGGAAAGAAGAUGGAGAUCUUUAAGAACGCGGGCAUGUCUGAAGAUGAGGUUUUGGAGUCUUUUAGGAAGUAUCCUUGGUUGAUGAUGAUUUCUCAGGAGAAGCUUGUGAGGCUCUUGGAUUUUCUCGUCAAUAAAAUGGGGUUGGAAUCCUCGAUUCUUUUAAGAAGACCGCAACUUAGUUCGUUUAGCUUGGAGAAGAGGAUUAUUCCUAGAUGUGUAGUUUAUCAAGCUCUGUUGGAAAGGGGUCUGGUCAAGGAGGAUGGCAGCCUGUUACUUUACAUUUUGAACGCUACCGAACCUAAAUUUCUACAGAAGUUUGUGAAAUGUCAUGGGGAGCAUGCUCCCACACUGCUAAAGAUAUAUCAGGAUUCACAAGAAGUAGGCUUUUCCCAAUUAUCUCGAGAAUUAGUUUAAUGUUUUUUUUUUUUGGUUCUUUUUUUAAAUGUUGUAGUAAAAGCAUUCAAGAUUGCUUUUUGGAUGAUAAUGAGCAUCACUGGAUUCUAAUUUGGGAAUUUAUUAUCGUGGCUGCUGCUUCCUCUUCUCUGUAUCUUUUAUUUUAUGGGUUCUCAAUUGCAUAUUUCUAUCAUUUUGUUGCAAAAUUUUGUUUCCCUAAUGGAUUGUUAAGAUCUAUGUUAGAUGCAA
Ipomoea nil (Japanese morning glory) is the source of this 1547-nucleotide messenger RNA. Its product is annotated as transcription termination factor MTERF2, chloroplastic-like. Gene Ontology annotation, molecular function: double-stranded DNA binding. Gene Ontology annotation, biological process: regulation of DNA-templated transcription; chloroplast organization. Gene Ontology annotation, cellular component: chloroplast. The record is from RefSeq and is a predicted model, not a curated record. The transcript has a single exon. NCBI's taxonomy places the organism in Eukaryota, Viridiplantae, Streptophyta, Magnoliopsida, Solanales, Convolvulaceae. The coding region runs from base 132 to 1319 and encodes 395 amino acids.